AUGGGCGGAGGAGCAGGGCUGCUACAUCAGCGAAAAGUUGAGCUGGGAACGAGGGGUGCCGCUGAACAAGGGGAUGCGAUACGAGGAAUCUGGGCAUUGGAGCAAGUGGAGGAGGGAGAGGUGGUGAUGAGACUAGCGAAUUCCGCUUCAUUUCGGAUCUCAGGCGACUUUAUACGACAGUCCUCGAGCUUAGCCGAGGGGGUUCAGGCGCUGGAAGCAAGCGAGGGAAGGCUUGCUGACGACCUGCUCCUGACCCUCUACCUCGCUAGCUCGAGAAAGAAAGAGGGUUCGUUCCCUUUCUCGGAAUACGUUCGCUCGCUGCCCCUUGAGAAGCCGGACCUUCCCAUCUUCUGGGACUCAGCAGAGCUGCAGACGCUGCCGAGGAUGACGAUGACGCUGGUGGAGGCGAUGAGAGAGGAGUACGAGGACUACUCGAGCAAGAUCCGCAAGGUAACGGAAGCCCUCCAGGUGCAGGUGGACGAUGAGGACGUCAAGUGGGGGUACGCGAUGGUGAAAUCCCGAGCGCUGAGGGAGAAGGUGGUGAAAGGAAGCUCAGGGCAGGAUGUGCCUGAGACGUUGGAGCGAUACUGCUUCCCGCUCGCCGACAUGUUCAAUCAUGAGCCUUCGGCUGUGCCUCCCCCAGCAAGCGACCUGCUGCGGCAGGCGGACGUACACAGGGGCCCUUCAGUUCGCGGCUCGGUGGUGGGCGAUCACUUUGAGUUCACAGCCACUCGAGCCAUCCCAGCUGGCAGUGAAGUCAGCUGGACUUAUGGCCAACUGACGAAUGAGGAGCUCCUCUUGCGCUACGGCUUCGUCCCCUCUCCUCCGUUGCACGGAGACUCGAGGAUCGGGUUCUCCCUCCCCUCGUCGAUCUUCGAGACCUCUCUACAGUCGCUCAGCAAGGACCGAGCUGGGGUGACGAAGGAGUUGAUGGAGAGGAAGCGAUCACUGCUUCAACAGCUGGAGGUCAUCGAGACUGGCGAUCUCAAGUUCGAUAUCAACCUCGGGGCUGAGCCGAUGCUUAUCCGCAAGGAAGGCCUGCCGGUUCCGAUGAUGCUGGUAUCAAAGAUCAUGUGCUUGUGCUCUGGCGAGGAGCUCGCAACAGUCUGCCUGUCGACAUCCGACGAGGCAUGUGGGAGAAUAGACAUUGACAAUGAGAUAAGAGCGGUGUACGAGCAGAUGUUUGGAGGAGACGCCGGCAAGCAGACUCCUCCACCUGACUUGUCUAGGCGUGCGCGGAUGGCUGAAGAAGUGCAACGAGAGGAGAGGCGGGUGCUGGCAACUGCGGUCAAGCUGAUGGAGAUCAAGUCGCAAGAGCUUGAGCAAGAGCUGGGGUCGAGCAAGGCAAGCUCGGCUGGCGCUGGCCCGAAGAGAGGGUUCGGGCAAGGGCAGCAGGCGAGCAAGAAGAUCAAGAAGAAGAACCGGCAGUGA
Messenger RNA from Guillardia theta CCMP2712, 1431 nucleotides. RefSeq lists its product as hypothetical. The record is from RefSeq and is a predicted model, not a curated record. Gene Ontology annotation, molecular function: protein binding; protein-lysine N-methyltransferase activity. Bases 1 to 1431 code for a protein of 476 amino acids. NCBI's taxonomy places the organism in Eukaryota, Cryptophyceae, Pyrenomonadales, Geminigeraceae. Gene Ontology annotation, biological process: peptidyl-lysine monomethylation. The transcript is spliced from 6 exons.